This is a messenger RNA of Juglans regia (Persian walnut), 1394 nucleotides long. RefSeq lists its product as uncharacterized. The record is from RefSeq and is a predicted model, not a curated record. Bases 387 to 971 code for a protein of 194 amino acids. NCBI's taxonomy places the organism in Eukaryota, Viridiplantae, Streptophyta, Magnoliopsida, Fagales, Juglandaceae. The transcript has 3 exons.
CAUUCGACUAUUUCUAUAUGUGGUAAAAGAAAAGCUCUGAUUAGACUCGGCUCUUGGGUCUGCUCAAUGCCACAAUAUCAUCCUUUCCUUCUUUCUUCUUUCUUCUGCUUGCUCUUGGCUCCUCUAUUCUGUGGGCUUUUGGAUUUUUGUAAUAAAGCCACCUCACAGAGGCAUUACCAGGGUACCUUUCUGAGUCUGAGGCCCUUGAUAUCUGUGAUCUUCUUUGGAGGUAUUCAAGCCGGGGAAAAGGGUUUCCACAGCUUCUCUUGCUGUGUCUUAGUUGGUUUUUUGGGUUACGCACAGUAACGAUUUGAGAAAUCUGUGAAAAGCCCUGAUUCUUUUGGAGGGUAUUUUAACAAAGGCAAGGGGUCUUAGAGCAACUAGCAAUGACAGACUGGAAUGGUAUCAUGGGUAAGACCAGUGGUUUUGGUGGGAGCACAACUAGAGACGAGGAUUUUGAAGAGGAAGAUGUGUGGGGUUUUAUUAAGGAGAGGGAAGAUUCUAGUUGCAAGAUGAAGAGGAAAUCCAAAGACUACUCCUCUGGUUCUUCUUCUGCAUGGCGCCUCCCUUCUGUCCCAAGGAUGAUCCCAAGGGUUAACACUCCAACAACCCAUGAAGCCAAAGUGGUUCAACAAUCCUCAGCUCCCAUGGACAUUCCUGAUUGGUCCAAGAUUUAUGGGAAAGGUGCCAAAAUGGGUUCUAGGGAUGCUUCAUGGGUGGGUGGUGGGGAUGGUACUGGCAAUGGUGUUGCUAAUGAUGAUCAUGUUGACUAUCAUGGUGUUGGUGAUUAUGAGGCUGAUGAUAAUGAUGAUGGUGAUAUGGUCCCUCCACAUGAAUGGAUUGCUAGGAAGCUUGCAAAGAGCCAGAUUUCAUCUUUCUCUGUGUGUGAAGGUGUUGGAAGGACACUCAAAGGAAGAGAUCUUAGCAAAGUGAGGAAUGCCAUCUUGACAAAAACUGGUUUCCUGGAGUAGCUUGCUCACCACUACUACUACCACACGAUCCAUUAUCAUCAUCAUCAUCAUAUUGUGCCAUUACUUCCAUCAAAUUAUCUUCAUUCUGAGCCAAGGUUCCCACAUAAUCUUUGUUUUUCUGUUUCUAAGUUUAAUUCUUGCUAGUAAUAGAGUGUGUGAUGUACUGGGGCGAGUGGAAAAUCCCUUGAAAAAAGUCAGAUCGAGCUGCCCCUUUUAGAAUGUUUUUCAGGAGGGGGUGGGGGGAAGCAUUGGCGGCCUCUGAGAUUUUAUCUGCAGGUAGUUGAGUAGAAUUUGUGCUUUGGCAAACGAAUGCAUGAUCUGCAUCAGGAAAAUGAAAAGUGAACGAGUUAGGUACUCUUCAUACGUUCCUAUCUCUUGCCACUUCUGCAACAUCUCUUGCCGAGUUUCAAUAUUUAUUAAGGG